This is a messenger RNA of Physella acuta, 6629 nucleotides long. RefSeq names its product kinase non-catalytic C-lobe domain-containing protein 1. Gene Ontology annotation, molecular function: guanyl-nucleotide exchange factor activity. Gene Ontology annotation, cellular component: guanyl-nucleotide exchange factor complex; neuronal cell body; dendrite. The record is from RefSeq and is a predicted model, not a curated record. Lineage: Eukaryota; Metazoa; Mollusca; Gastropoda; Physidae. Gene Ontology annotation, biological process: regulation of dendrite morphogenesis; small GTPase-mediated signal transduction.
ACAAAUAGACAUGGGGCUCUGAGAUGGAUCAAUCUACACCACUGGACGGCGAUAGUCCAUCAUCCAUGGAUGGGGUUAGUCCAUCAUCCAUGGAUGAAUUAAAGAUGGGCGCCGAGAUGGAGGAAAUGCCAACGGCCUCGCUGUCUGAAGUGAUGGCCAGCAGGAACCACUACCUGCACGAGACGGAGCUGUGGGCCCUGUGUCGUGAGUGCUGCCUCACCUUGGAGUACGUGCACGACUGCGUCGACCUAUUCAUGUCGCUCUGUAUCAGCCCCGACACGGUGGCCUUUGACCCUGAGGGAAAUGUCUGUUUUCUAGACCUGGAUAUGGAGCCCGAUCCGAUGUUUGUCUCGCCGGAAGCUGGUGGAAAUUCUUACAAGUCUCACCUCUUCUCACUUGGCAUGACCCUCCUCUACGUGACCGAGUUUAACACCCGGAGUGCCGACCCCCAGGCGCAGCUGAGCGACGCCUUCACCGACCUGCUGGCCUCGCUAACCAAUGAAGAUGUUGACCUUCGACCUGACCUUGAGGCUGUUCUCUCUGCCUGUAGUGCAGGUCUCAAGGGUCAGGACUCUCAGGAGAUUUGUUUGAGAAUCGUUGGUCUGGACAAACAGGAAACUUCUGACGUCACAGCGAGUCCAGUGUUGACCAACACAAAGAAAGAUUUCAACGACAACUGUCUUACACAAACAGACAACGGCAACUGUCUCAAAACUGUUGAAAUAGUGCAGACACAGACUACACAGGUGCUGUCUCUUGCCGACCUCCUGACCAGACUUGACCGUGACCUCUCUGAACGUGAGUUGUGGUCACUCUGUAACCAGUCACUCUCCUCACUUAGAAGGAAGAAAAAACAUUUGCCUGCCUACAUAUCUGUGGAGACCCUGCUCAUUGGCUCGUCUGGCUGUGUCACCUUCCAGCCCAUCCCCGAAGACACGCCCCUGCAAGUCUUCUACAUGGCGCCAGAGCUACAGGAGAGGGGGAUCCUAAAUGAGAAGACUUGCCUAUUUGGCUUGGGUAAAACGUUGCUGGCAGCUGCAGGCAACCAAAGGACGGAGACUGUGGAAGUUCUCAUUCAAGCUCUCACACACAAGAACCCUGAGCAACGGCCGGACUUAGGCACCGCCCUUCGUCUUUGCCAGGAGUUUGAUCUGGCCAACACCAGCAGCUCUCAGCAACACUGUGAGAACCUCUACAAGUCAGCUAUCGGUGUAAGAGCAAGUGUAGAGGUCAGUGUAAGAGCAAGUGUAGAGAACAAAGAGGCUGACAGUAGUAUGUUAGAAGAGAAAUCUGCUUCUGCCUUCAAACCCGCCAGCAACACGAGCACCACGCCUCCAACUCUGUUCAAGCCAGUGCCGAGACAAGCCAAUGAGCCGCGAGUUCCAUCGGCAUUUUCAUCUCCGGCUACACACUUCAGACCUAUCGUCAUCCAAGAGGCGCAGAGGUCAGCAGGGCAGAGGUCAGAAGGGCAGAGGUCAGCAGGGGCUGACACUACUGUGGUGGCCAAGCUGAAGCAAAUCAAAGAAAAUCUCAGCAGGCACAGAGAGCCAGGCAAAAUGGUGGACACUUCCGGUCAUGUUCACGCUCAGCAGACGCAGCAUUUAGAUCACUACUCCAUCUCAAAUCAGCAUUUAGAUCACUACUCCCACGCGGAAGAAUUGGCCUCAGCCAUUGCCCAGCACUUAAAAAGUCACUUGAUGCGAGCCCCGCAAUCCUCUGGGCAAAUCACCUCCUCAUCACCACCCGCCUAUGUGUUACCACAACCUUCCCAGCCCAGUCAGACUUACUUAACGACGGCCACUACAGUUCACAUGUCUACAGGAAACUCACGCCAUCCGCACCACACAACUGUAUUCAGCACCGCAGCCAUGCAGCCAUCUGCAGUCUCAAACAGCAGAUAUCAGUUUUCUUUGCCCGGCUCUAGCAACCUUCCCCUCCCCUAUACAUACCUGCAAGAUUCUGCCACAGGUUACUUGCUGCCCUUCCCAUCCUACCCUCCGACACACCCCUCGCUGGGUGGCGCCACUCUACCUCAUUACUCCACAGCCCUGGUGGAGCAAGCACUUCCUCACACAGUUUGGAACAAUCAAGAACAUUUUAGAUUGGCCAGUGGCCACUACGGGGGUGGGAGGGAGCCAGACCUGGGCCCGGGCUACAGGGGUGGGAGGGAGCCAGACCUGGGCCCGGGCUACAGGGGUGGGAGGGAGCCAGACCUGGGCCCGGGCUACAGGGGUGGGAGGGAGCCAGACCUGGGCCCGGGCUACAGGGGUGGGAGGGAGCCAGACCAGGGCCCGGUCUCUAGGAAUGAGAAAUCGCUCCUACACAACAGCAAAACAGCCCACAAGACGUGGCGUGGGGUCCAGGACUCGAACACGUCCUCUCCGUCGCCGUCUAAAGACUCGGGCAUUUGUUUAACAAACCCGCAAUAUCCCAGCGAGAGCUUGAUGGACAAGCUACUUGCCAGCACACACGAGUCAGACAAGCAGGACAUGCUACACGAUGUUCUCAAAGUUAUUCAUCAAACAUUUUCAGAGGAUGGGAUUUUAGACAAUGGCUUGGAUGACAUAGCUUUAGCCCAGUACAUCUUGACCUUGUCUGGCCUGACCUUGGAGACCUUUUGUAGCGCCGUGACAGAAAAAUAUUUCCACUUGGUGUGGCCCUACACCACGCUCAGACAACUGUACACGGCCUCAGGAGGUCAGACGUCACGUGAUACCCGGUUUUCCUCCACGUCACCAGCUGGGGGCGCGGCACACAAGCACGCGGACAAGGGCCAACAUCCAAACGGUUUUAAGGGAGCCAGAUCAAAGAAAACAUUCACACCACUCAAAACUCAUGUACGGAACCACACAGCCAAUCAAAUUCUUCCAGCUCAAUUUCCAUUGGCCAAUCACGUCUAUCAUUCAGAUUCAUCUUCCGAGGGCAGAGUCAGUGUGACAGAGUCGUCCAGCAGAGUCAGUGUGACAGAGUCAGCAAAUAGAGUCAGUGUGGCAGAGUCGGCAAGUAGAGUCAGUGUGAAUUCAAACAAAUCACCCAACAUUGAGGUGAUGAGUGAAGCCAGACGGCGUCACACAGGUCAUCCCUCGCGUCACUCUAACCACACCCUCAAGGUGGCGCCACUGAGGUCCAGCCCAGGUGUGGACCAGGCCCACACUGACCACAGACACGCCCCCUCUAGUACUGUGCUGCAGGAAGGCGAUCUGGGUCAAGCUCAGCAUUUGGCCCAUUUACAGAACGUGCCUUCAACCGCAGGUGGUGCUAGCCACAGCACAGCUACUGGUGCUAGCCACAGCACAGCUACUGGUGCUAGCCACAGCACAGCUACUGGUGCUAGCCACAGCACAGCUACUGGUGCUAGCCACAGCACAGCUACUGGUGCUAGCCACAGCACAGCUACUGGUGCUAGCCACAGCACAGCUACUGGUGCUAGCCACAGCACAACUACUGGUGCUAGCCACAGCACAGCUACUGAUGCUAGCCACAGCACAGCUACUGGUGCUAGCCACAGCACAGCUACUGGUGCUAGCCACAGCACAGCUACUGGUGCUAGCCAUAACAUGACUGAACUGAAAUCAAGUACACACCCAAUCACUCAGUCGAACUCGAAAAGUUAUGAAAAUAAAAUUGAUGAAAGAAAAAUUGAAGAAAGAAAAAUUGAUGGUGAAGAAGAAAUUGAUUUGUCGACAGAAAUGAGGCGGCUGGCCGCCAGCAAACCCGAGCUUUUCAAGGAGAUGCCGCCUGCCCAGGUCAGGCCCCCGGCUCACAGGGCCACAAGGCCGCCUAGCCAGGUCAACGGACGCAGAACUAGCACCGAGAGACAGGAAUCUCAAGACCUUCAGACGCACUUCAUUCCUGGAGAUUCGCACGGCAAAGCUAGGUCAACCAUGAGACCAAGUUCAAGGCUGUUUCCAGCACCCGAGCAGCCAACGCGAACAUUUUCUGCUGUGUAUCCAGGUGUCAAGGUCGUCGACCUGACCAAUCAAACGACUGCCAGGUCCAGGCCUGCAAGCAGACGGGGAUCAGAGGGCAACAUUCUGGACGAUGUGAACAUGUCCCUACUGGGCUACAGGAGACGGGGGGACGUGGUCUACCAUUCAGCCAUGAUCCAGCUCAGCCUGACCUCAGAGGUUGAUCACUUUAUUCACUCGAUAGACGAAGAAAACCAGGCAAGUAUAGAACGUCGACUCGCUAGCAUCAGUCAGGAAGUUUUAGUGCUCAAACGUCAAAGGAAGAAAACUCAAAAAUUUUACUCAAAACUGUCAUCCAGCAAACUAUCUAAAGGCGAUGAAAAUGUCCAGGAGCAGAUGUUGAAAGACAUGCAAGAGAACACCAAAAAGCUGACAUUCCUCCACCUGUGCCAGACUCACCUCAAGAUGCUGCUGGCUGAACUGUCUGGCCUUGAGACCUGUUUCCUGUACUCACUGAGUGCUACAGAGGGCGGCGGCGCCCUGAGCCUGGAGCCACACCCAGACAACCCAUACCUACAGUUCCGUACCAUCAGCAGUCCAGAAUCAGGCAGAAUGUCGGUGCUACAAGCGGGGACACCGCGAGGGCUAAUGGCGUAUCUCUUCACGUCGUCAGCACUGAGUAACGGUUUUAUCCACCAGUUCCUGAUGUGCUACAGAUAUAUUUUAACCGCUGAUCAGCUGCUUCAGUUUAUCCUGGAGAAAUAUUACUCCACUCUAAGCCAGCCAAAAGACGCCAACAUCCAGCGAGUAAGACGGAGGUCUCUGGACCUGCUGACCUUUUGGCUGGAGGGCUAUUUCUCCGUGGACUUCAAGGCCAACCCCAAGCUCAUCAAGCAAUUGGCAGAUUUUGUUCAGCAGCAGGUAGAUGAGAAGGCCGAAGGGGCAGACAACCUGCAGAGUUUGAUGGCCGCCUGCACCAGGGGCGACAACUGUGAGCUGAUGCUCAUGACGGAGAUGGACGAGGACCAGGAGGAGGAGCACGUUUAUUUCCUGCACCUAACCACACCUAAGAGGUCUAACAACCAGUGGCAACUAGAGUGGGACAGUUUUAGAUCCCUGCUCAAAAAUUCUAAGACCGAGAAGAUGAACUUUGGAGUCAUUUCUAGAAGAACCAACUCUGUGCCCAAACUGAGUGGGGGUCAGAGUGGGGGUCAGAGUGGGGGUCAUUUCUCCCUGAGUGACUGUCCACCUCACAACCUUGCUGAGCAGCUAUGUCUCAUAGAGCAGGAUUUGUUCAGAAAAUGUCACCCAGUUCAUUUUUUGAACUCACAGUUCCAUGGGGUGGGUGUGGCGCUUUCUAUGCCAGGGCUACGAACUCCAUCUAUGACCAGAAAAUCUGAAUCCGCCUCUGGGCAGAAGAAAGGGCUGUUUGUAGGGGACCCCGUGACGGGCUCCGAGAUACUUGCCAUGAUUUCUCACUCACAAGAGCUGGCCCAUUGGGUCUCGGCUGAAAUUUUAAGCUGCGGCACAAAUAAGACUCAGUCGGUGCUGGUCAUCAAGUUUCUGAGCGUGGCUAAGAUGUGCUUGAAUGUCAGGAACUUUGCCAGCGCUCUGUCCAUCCUGGAUGGCCUCGAGAACCUGGUGGUCAGACAGCUGGCCGUCUGGAAGAAUAUUCCAGCCAAGUAUCUGGCAUAUAUGGACGAACUAACCAAUGUCAAGAUGAAAUUAAAAAGUGAGGCCCUGUGGCUGAUGUCGGAGAAGGACUGCCACAUCUACCCUUGCAUUCCCAGCAUCCUCUACUCCCUGCUACAGCUGCAACAGCUGGAGAUUGGAAGCUUCACGCUGGCUAACGGCAUGUACAAGUGGGACAAGAUACGGUCUAUAUGUGAAGCGGUGGAUCAGUUCCGGAUAUUUCGAGACCACGAGUACGGUUUCCAGCCUGACCUUGACCUACAGAUGGCGCUACAGCGCAGCCUGAGCGAGUACAGUGACCGUGACCUCCACGCGGUGGCGGCGGUUCAAGGCAACAAUUUCAGCCGGCAUUCCGGCUCUUUAGCCGGAACUUUAAGGAAAGUCAAGGACAAACUUUAUCAAAAGAAAAAGUAACAGUUACAUUGUGUCAAGGACAAACUUUAUCAAAAGAAAAAGUAACAGUUACAUUGUGUCAAGGACAAACUUUAUCAAAAGAAAAAGUAACAGUUACAUUGUGUCAAGGACAAACUUUAUCAAAAGAAAAAGUAACAGUUACAUUGUGUCAAGGACAAACUUUAUCAAAAGAAAAAGUAACAGUUACAUUGUGUCAAGGACAAACUUUAUCAAAAGAAAAAGUAACAGCUAAAUUGUGUCAAGGACAAACUUUAUCAAAAGAAAAAGUAACAGUUACAUUGUGUCAAAUUGUAACAAAAAAUAAAUCCAAUAAAGAUGAGCGGAAUGAAUGUGAGUUGAUGAGCAGUUUGCCCAUGUGUGAAUGUGUAAAUAGCUUGAAUCCAUUGAGUCACGUGCUUUACGCAGACGUGGGCCACGUCGUUUGUACAGAACAUCAGAAAAAAGUGGCACUAAGGUUUUUUAUUCAGUGACGUCAAUGGGAUACAUCAAGUUGAGUUUUUUAAAUUAAUAUUCUGUUCUGUGCUUGCAUGUAUCAAAAUGUUAAAAACUGUGAUAUAUUUAUUAUCUUCUAUAUACAAUAUUGGCAUAAGAUUGUCUGUUAUGCCUAAUAUAAUA